Messenger RNA from Elgaria multicarinata webbii, 2891 nucleotides. RefSeq names its product serrate, RNA effector molecule (gene SRRT). The record is from RefSeq and is a predicted model, not a curated record. Lineage: Eukaryota; Metazoa; Chordata; Lepidosauria; Squamata; Anguidae. Gene Ontology annotation, biological process: mRNA processing; primary miRNA processing. The coding region runs from base 112 to 2694 and encodes 860 amino acids. The transcript is spliced from 20 exons. Gene Ontology annotation, molecular function: nucleic acid binding. Gene Ontology annotation, cellular component: nuclear body.
CUUCCGGCGCGGGGAACAAGGGAGAGACAGAGCGCGGGCGCGACGGAGGCAACGCGGCCGCCGCCUCCUCCUCCUCCUGUGCCUGCUGCCCGACAGUAAUCUCCCCCCACAAUGGGAGACAGCGAUGAUGAAUAUGACCGCAGGCGCAGAGACAAAUUUCGACGCGAGAGGAGCGACUACGAUCGUUCUCGAGAACGGGAUGAUAGGCGCCGAGAUGACUGGAGCGACAGGGAGUGGGAUCGGGGCCGGGAACGCCGGAGCAGAGGGGAAUACCGCGAUUACGAUCGGAACCGGCGAGAGCGCUUCUCGCCACCCCGCCACGAGCUGAGCCCUCCGCAGAAACGGAUGCGGCGGGACUGGGAUGAGCACACGGCAGACCCCUACCACACUGGCUAUGAGAUGCCCUAUAGUGGGGUCUCCACUGGCCCAGCCUAUGGACCUCCCCAACCUUGGGCUCAUCCCGAAAUGCACGUGACGCAGCAUCACAUCUUGCCCAUCCAAGCCAGGCUGGGGAACAUUGCAGAGGUGGACCUGGGCAUCGCUCCCCCCGUGAUGAAGAACUUCAAGGAGUUCCUCCUCUCCUUGGACGAUUCCGUGGACGAGACGGAAGCUGUGAAGCGCUACAAUGACUACAAGCUGGACUUCCGGCGCCAGCAAAUGCAGGACUUCUUCCUCGCCCACAAGGACGAAGAGUGGUUCCGGUCCAAAUAUCACCCGGAUGAAGCCGGCAGGCGGAAACAGGAAUCCCACAGCGCCCUCCAGAACCGCCUCAACGUCUUCCUGUACCUCAUGGACAAUGGCUGGGUCGAGGCCUUGCAGCUGGACAUUGACAAAGCCACCGCCAUCAUCAAAGUCCUGGAUGCCGCUGUCAUUAAGAUGGAAGGCGGGACGGAGAACGACUUGAAAAUCCUGGAUCAGGAGGAAGAGGAGGAGCGGCAGGAGAAGGCCGAGCCAGGGAAGAAGGAGGAGAACCGGCUGUCGGAGCUGGACCGCAAAGGCUCCUCAGAGAAAGAGGACAAGAAAGAGGAGGCCAAGAAGGCGAGCGACGAGGAGGCCGCGGAGGACAAAGCUAAGAAGGCCGCGGAGGACGAGGAGAAAAGGCCAGAGAAGAAAGAGGAGGCCGACAAGGAAGCGAAGAAGACCAGCCACAAACGCAAACGGAAGCGCAGCGGAGACGACAGCUACGACGAAGGCAGCGUGUCCGAGUCGGAGACGGAGUCGGAGAGUGGGCGGCCUGAAGAGGACGACAAGGAAGAUGAAAAGCCCAAGGAGGAGAAGGCGGCGGCAGCGGCAAAAGAGGGGGAGGAGUCUCCCAAAGCCAAGGAGAAGGAUGGGGAGCCCAAGCCCCGCCCCCUGCACAAGACCUGCUCUCUCUUCGUGCGCAACAUCGCCCCCAACAUCUCCCAGGCAGAAAUCGUGGCGCUUUGCAAAAGAUACCCUGGUUUUAUGAGGGUGGCGCUUUCAGAUCCCCAGCCAGAAAGGAGGUUUUUCCGAAGAGGUUGGGUUACGUUUGAUCGCAGCGUCAACAUCAAGGACAUUUGCUGGAACCUUCAGAACAUCCGGCUGCGGGAGUGUGAGCUGAGCCCCGGGGUGAACCGCGACCUGACCCGGCGGGUCCGGAACGUCAACGGCAUCACGCAGCACAAGCAGAUCCUGCGCAACGACAUCAAGCUGGCGGCCAAACUGAUCCACACGAUGGACGACCGCACCCAGCUGUGGGGGGCUGGGGAGGCCCGCCCCCCCGCCGAAGUCUCGAGCUUGCCUUCCCAGAAUCCCAUCCUAAAGAACAUCACCGACUACCUGAUAGAAGAGGUGAGUGCGGAGGAAGAGGAGCUGCUGGGCAAAAGCGGAGAGCCCUCCGAAGAGCCCCCCAAGGAAGGGAAUCCAGCGGAGAUCACGGUGGAGAGAGACGAGAAGUUGGUCAAGGUGCUGGACAAGCUGCUGUUAUACCUGCGCAUCGUCCACUCGGUGGAUUAUUACAAUACCUCGGAGUACCUCAAUGAGGAUGAAAUGCCCAAUCGCUGUGGGAUCAUCCACGUGCGGGGGCCCAUCCCCCCCAACCGCGUCACCCACAGGGAAGUGGCUGAGUGGCAGAAGACCUUUGAGGAUAAACUGACGCCUUUGUUCAGCGUCCGCGAGUCCCUGUCCGAGGAAGAGGCCCAGAAGAUGGGCAAGAAGGACCCGGAGCAGGAGGUGGAGAAAUUUGUCACAGCCAACACCCAGGAGCUGGGCAAGGACAAGUGGCUGUGCCCCCUCAGUGGGAAGAAGUUCAAGGGCCCGGAGUUUGUGCGCAAGCACAUCUUCAACAAGCACGCCGAGAAGAUCGAGGAGGUGAAGAAGGAGGUCUCCUUCUUCAACAACUUCCUCAUGGACGCCAAGAGGCCUGCCUUGCCGGAGCUCAAGCUCAACCAGCCGCCUGUACCGGGACAAGGCCUGGCACCAGGGCUGCCGUACCCCCCACAGGGCCCCCAGGGACUGAUGCCCUAUGGACAGCCCCGGCCCCCCAUCCUGGGAUACGGAGCUGGCCCUCCUUACCCCCCUGCCCCAUAUGCGGCUGGAAGAGGGAACUACGACACCUUCAGAGGACAGGGCGGAUAUCUGAACAAACCACGAAACAGGAUGGUCCGAGGGGACCCCCGUGCAAUCGUCGAGUACAGAGACCUGGAUGCGCCUGAAGACGUUGACUUUUUUUGAGUGGAGAAGUCCUGCCGAGUUGGAUUUCAGCGCUUUUCCUCUAGCUUUUUUUUAAAUAAAGAAAUAAUGCUCUUAUCCUGCUUGCCCCUCCCAAUGUGUUAGCCUUCUCUUCUCCCCUCAAUUUUGAGUCUGUCGAUGGUGUGUAUUUCAUGUUUUGGUUCCAAUUGGAUUUCAAUAAACUUCCACUUCAAACCCCA